Messenger RNA from Oncorhynchus kisutch (coho salmon), 3981 nucleotides. Its product is annotated as semaphorin-3F-like. The record is from RefSeq and is a predicted model, not a curated record. Gene Ontology annotation, biological process: semaphorin-plexin signaling pathway; negative chemotaxis; neural crest cell migration. The coding region runs from base 397 to 2829 and encodes 810 amino acids. Gene Ontology annotation, molecular function: chemorepellent activity; semaphorin receptor binding. Gene Ontology annotation, cellular component: plasma membrane. Lineage: Eukaryota; Metazoa; Chordata; Actinopteri; Salmoniformes; Salmonidae. The transcript has 19 exons.
GCGUCUCCCCUUCAGUAGCCUACAGAGCUGUCUGUGGUGUAGUGCGCCGCGUCAACUUUAGCAACUCCUCGAUUUCAAGGAAUAACAGAUAUUAACGAGAACAACAAAGUGGGAUUGUACACUAUUGACCGAGACAAGAGUAGAGAGUAGGAUACAAAUAUUGCAAGCUUAGGUGAUUGCCAAGUUCAUUUGGAUCCAUAGCUUUGUUGCUGGGGAUUCGUGCAGGAUCUCCGCGGCUUCAUUCGUACACUGGGGACGGAGAAGGAGAAUUUAGUAGGAUUUUGUUAUCUGCCUUCUAAAUGACUCUUAUGACUGGAAUCUGCGUAAUUUCCACCGGGCAAUAAUAACCAGGUACCUGGACUCUCUCUCCUCUUCUUCUCUGUAAGCGGAGGGACCAUGCUGUGGGACAAAAUGUGGUGGCUGUCCACCAUGCUGGCCCUUUCGGCCCAGGCACUGCCCACACUGCCCAUUGAGCCCCUCUCUGCCCCUCGGGUUUUCCUCUCCUUCAAAGAGCUGCGAUCUACUGGCACUGCCCACCACUUCUCCUUCCUGCUCAACUCAACAGACUACCGUAUCCUGCGUAUGGACGAGGACCACGACCGCAUGUACGUGGGCAGCAAAGACUACAUCCUGUCCCUGGACCUGCACGACAUCAACAAGGAGCCGCUCAUAAUUCACUGGCCUGUGGCUCCUCAGAGGAAGACAGAGUGUGUUUUGUCGGGGAAGGAUACCAACGGGGAAUGUGGGAACUUCAUCCGUCUGAUCGAGCCGUGGAACCGGACCCACCUAUACGUGUGUGGAACAGGGGCCUACAACCCCGUCUGCACCUAUGUGGACCGCGGACGCAGGUCCCAGGCCCACUACCUGCAGGCGGCCCAGUCCGGAGGGAGGACCAACCGGGCGGCAGAUUUCACCACUACGGCAGGGCCUGUGGAGCCAAAGGAAUAUAUCUUCCGUUUGGAGCCGGGCAAGGUGGAUUCGGGUAAAGGCAAAUGUCCUUACGACCCUAAACUCAACAGCGUCUCAGCUUUGAUAAAUGGGGAGCUCUACGCGGGGGUCUACAUUGACUUCAUGGGGACAGACGCGUCCAUUUUCCGUACUCUGGGGAAACAGACAGCCAUGAGGACGGACCAAUACAACUCCAAAUGGUUAAAUGAUCCCACAUUCAUCAAGGCACACCUCAUUCCAGACAGUGCUGAGAAGAACGAUGACAAGCUCUACUUCUUCUUCCGGGAGAAGGCUUCAGAGAUGGGCCAGAGCCCCAUGGCCCAGUCCAGGAUAGGCAGGAUCUGUCUGAAUGAUGAUGGUGGACACUGCUGUCUGGUCAACAAGUGGAGCACUUUCCUGAAAGCCAGACUCAUUUGCUCGGUACCUGGAGUGGACGGCAUAGAGACCCACUUUGAUGAGCUCCGGGACGUGUUCAUCCAGCCAACUCAGGACACCAAGAAUCCUGUCAUCUAUGGCGUGUUCUCAGUUUCAGGGUCAGUGUUUAAGGGCUCAGCAGUGUGUGUCUACUCCAUGGCUGACAUCCGUCAGGUCUUCAAUGGACCCUAUGCUCACAAGGAGGGGCCCAACUACCAGUGGGUGGCCUACACUGGGAAGAUCCCUUACCCUCGGCCUGGGACGUGUCCCGGAGGUACGUUCACCCCCAAUAUGAAGUCCACUAAGGAUUACCCAGACGAGGUGAUUAACUUCAUGCGGAACCACCCCACCAUGUACCACGCUGUAUACCCAAUACACAAGCGCCCCCUGGUGGUCCGGAACAACGUGGACUAUGAGUUCACCACCAUCACCGUGGACCAGGUGGCCGCUGCCGAUGGGAGCUACGAGGUCCUAUUCCUGGGGACAGACAGGGGGACGGUUCAGAAGGUGAUUGUCCUGCCCAGAGACGACCUGCAGACUGAAGAACUGGUCCUGGAGGAGGUGGAAGUGUUCAGGGUGCCAACUCCCAUAACCACCAUGAAGAUUUCAUCCAAAAGGCAACAGCUGUACGUGGGUUCAGUGUUGGGUGUGACCCACCUGGCCCUCCAUCGCUGUGACGUGUACGGGGAGGCGUGUGCUGACUGCUGCCUGGCCCGGGACCCUUACUGCGCCUGGGACGGCAAGUCCUGCACCCGCUACUCCGCCUCGCAGAAGAGAUCCGACCCCUCUAGGCGCAGCCGUCGACAGGAUGUAAAGUAUGGCAACCCAAUCCGCCAGUGCAGAGGCUAUAACUCUAACGCCAAUAAGAACACGCUGGAGAUGGUGCAGUAUGGGGUGGAGGGCAGCACUACGUUCCUGGAGUGUCAGGCCAGGUCCCCUCAUGUGUCUCUCAAAUGGCACCUGCAGAGGGAGAACAGCGACAGGAAGAAAGAGAUCCGCUCUGAGGGCCGGACUGUGAAAACAGAGCAAGGUCUGCUGCUGCGUUCCCUCCAAUCUUCUGACAGCGGCGUCUACCAGUGCACGUCCACAGAGAAGAACUUCAAACACACGCUGGUCAAGCUGCAGCUGGUGGUCCUGUCCAGCCGCACGGUCAACAGUGUCCUGGUGGAGACGGGCAACCCGGCCCUGCCACCCCUCCAGUCCAGCGCCUGGACCCCCAGCGCGGGUCAGUACAAGGACCUGCUGACCAUCCUGAGCCAGCCGGAGAUGGGUCUGAUCAACCAGUACUGUCAGGACUACUGGCAGCUGGGAGAGGGCAGUCCGGGGGACCCCAUACUGGCCAUCAGCAAGGCCCGGGGACUCAAGGAGCUGAAAGAGCAGAAGAAGCCCCGCAACCGCCGGCAUCACAACGAUGAGGAUAAGCACGAGGACGACAAAGAUGAGCACACCAACCUAGCCGAGACAUGAGGCCCCUGGACUUGCACCACAUGCCGCACACUAAGCCCCUACACCACGACACACAGUCCCUUGUCCCCUCCGCUCUCUCCCUCUCUGCACAGCCCUCCGGAAAUGGGAAAGACUUCAAUUGAAAGCAUUCAAAAGCAACCAGAAAGAGAAACCACUACAAAUAGCAAAAAUAGUAAGCAACGAACAGAUUCUUCUUAACUGUUAAAAAAAAAAAGAUACACAGUAUUUAUUGUAGGUUGUACAUAGUAAGAUUCUGUGGAUUUCUUUGUCCUUAAAUAGAAAAACGAGGCUUUUUUUUGUGAAUAGGUAGAUCUGUGCAAAUAUGAUUGUUAUUAUGAUGCUAUUAUCGUUGUUAGUGUCAUUGUUUAUUACAAAUUGUGUUAUUAUAUGGCAAAGAUAUUUGUGUUCUGUCUUUUGGAGGGAGUGCGAAACGUUGAAAAGACAUUUGAAGGUGUAAAUACCUCCAACUGUUUGGACUCAGAGGAAUACCUUCAGAAAGGUUUUGGUAUGUUGGCUCCAUGUUGGGUCCAUUUGACUGCUGGCAGUAUGUAGUCUUUGAGGUGGGACGAGUCAGAUCACUGAUGGAGUGAUGACCCAGAAACUCACCCAAAGCCAUGAUGGACAAUUAAUUCCCACAGCCAAUGGACUAUAAGGAUGACACUUCAUAGCAUUUCAUUGGACACGCAGAGAGACGAGGAAAUUGACCGUAGGACACUGCAGCUUCGAGUUGGUCCCACGGCCACAGAGAGACACUAGAGUGAAAAGUCUGGUGGGAAAUAACGCACUCCUUGUCUGCUGAACUGACCCUGGGGUGAAACAACUGACCCUGGGGUGACCCCAAAUCCCCUCAACCCCAAAUCCCCUGUGUUCCACUCUUCUUGGGCCAUGUGGUCCAAUAUGGCUUUCUGUCUAUCCCUUGUGUUACAUUUGCAUUCAUAUUCCCAAUCUCCUCCAGAACUAGUUGAUGUGGGCUGUUUGUGUAGAGUAUCUGUAAAUAUAACACUCAAUGUUGUACCCUUGAGGCCAUGAUGGUUAGAAUAAGCUGUUUUGUUUUAGGGGGGGAUUGUUUGUUGUUAUGGGAUUUAAAUAGCAUUGCCUUCUCUUUGUGCACCAUUGUUCAAUUGAGAUUAAAACGUCAAGCAGGCAGCUAAA